Molecule: messenger RNA, 1970 nt
Organism: Cyprinodon variegatus (sheepshead minnow)
Lineage: Eukaryota; Metazoa; Chordata; Actinopteri; Cyprinodontiformes; Cyprinodontidae
Product: glucocorticoid modulatory element-binding protein 1-like
Exons: 9
Coding region: 505-1686 (393 amino acids)
Biological process (GO): positive regulation of transcription by RNA polymerase II
Cellular component (GO): nucleus
Molecular function (GO): DNA-binding transcription activator activity, RNA polymerase II-specific; RNA polymerase II cis-regulatory region sequence-specific DNA binding
Source: RefSeq, a predicted model, not a curated record
AGUACAGUAGGUUAGCAGCAAGAAUGAAAGUCAUUAAAUAGUGCAGCAUGUUUUAUGAAGAAUUGUGUGUUUUUUAGUAGUAGUGAACGAAUUUAAAACUUGGAUAAAUAAAAUAAUGACAGUGGAGCGCAACCCCAGCCUCACGGGAGCAGUUUGACCGAGUUGCAGAUCGCGUGCCAACAGAGCGCUUCUCGUGACAGCGGGACAGAUGCUUCUCAGGCAAAUGCUGCUUUGGCUGCAGGAAGGGCAGCGACACAGCGAGACUCCUUUCUAACGAGAGGACAAAACUAGAUUUAACAUUUCAUUAAAUAUUUUGCAUCGUUUUAAACGUAGAGUAGCUCAACGAGAAGUAAAAUCCGGCUAGGUUUGUUGUUGUUGUGUUCCUGUGAAGAUGGGACAGGAGCGCGCGGCGGAGUGUGCGUGAUGCCGCACCAACAGACGUCAGUGAGGCGGUGAACAGGGUUGAAAAGGCACGCAACUCUCUGGCCCUGUUGGUGAGAAGUGAUGGCUGCUUCCACAGAGGUCACUGAGCCUUCAGGACAAAUAAAGAUGCUUAAAGGAGAAGCUGAGGGGUGCAUGGGUGACGACCAUAGGAGACGAGUCAUCCUGCAGCGAAAUGGGUUGAAUGAUGUCACUGCUGGGACCACCACCACAGUCUUUGCCAUAGAGACCCAUCAAAGUGACUGUAAAGCAGAGGGAAGAAAGACGGAGUACGGCUACCCAAUCACUUGUGGAGAAAGCAGAGCUGUGCUGCUGUUUAAGAAGUUUGUGUGUCCUGGGAUCAAUGUUAGAUGCGUUAAGUUCAAUGACCAACUCAUUAGUCCCAAGCAAUUUGUAGACUUGGCAGGAAAAGCCACUCUGAAGGAUUGGAAGAGAGCCAUCAGAGUGGGAGGGGUUAUGCUCAGGAAAAUGAUGGACUCUGGCCAGAUAGAUUUCUACCAGCAUAAGUCCAUGUGCAGCAACACCUGCCGCAGCACCAAGUUUGAUGUGCUGAUGAACAGCACGCGGCCCUCUCCAGGGACCUUGGUGGAACCGAGCUUGUUGUGUUCGGCUCUCGAGCCUGUUGGAGGACAGCUGCCUGCUGUGACAGACGAAGUGAUGAGUCUUUGGCGAGGCGUAGCAGAAUCUGGGCUGAUUGGCGACGUACUGUCUGGUCUCUACUCCAAACUGGUGACCGCUCUUAAAGGUGUGGAGCUUCGCAGUGAGAAGGAUAGCCUGCAGGAGACAGAUGCUCUUAUACUUAACUCCCUGUGUGAAAUGUUUGGGCUUCUGGACUCCGUGAAACAAGCUCUGGCCCUCAGGUGCACCCAGAACCAAGAGAGUAACAUCCAUCACGUGCUGGAAGAAGUCUCAGAGGAACACCAGAAGCAGAGCUGCAAUCAAAGAAGAUCUUAUAAAAUUUCAUCCUUGAAACACCUCCGACCUCACGGUCAGAGCCAGCAGAAAAGAUGCGUGCACAACCUGCUGUCGAAUGAAAGGACGAAUACAGUGAUCUAUCCCCUUCCUUUUACUGGCUUAUCUGCUUCAUCUCACGCUCAGGUCUGCAGCCAUUUCUCUGCCCCCGCUGGCCAGAGUCACCUUCUUGGAGCCGGCAGGACAGACGGAGUGAGCCAAAGUGGCAACAAGAAAAAAGAUACCUCUGGAAAGAACAAAGGGACGAAACAGAAAACGGAGCUUCUUGUUUGAGAUGGUCUGACUAGAUAUGAGGAGGCGAAAAGCUCACAUGACACUGAGAAGCUUAAGUAGAUUCUAGCAGCCCUUACUGAGAGGAAAUGAAGAGACUGAAUAAAGAGCUGCAGCAAAGACUCCACACUCUGCUUUUAUGAUGUGAAACAAACUUCCCUGAUUAGGAGGUAUUCUGGCUGUUAGCAUCUUUAGAUGUAUGGUAGGUAUGCAAAUCAGUCUGCACAGAAGGUCUAAAAAUUCCCUAAAAAAUAUCCAGAAGAGUGUCUUACCGGAGGUUCUAACCU